Messenger RNA from Mesocricetus auratus (golden hamster), 3405 nucleotides. RefSeq names its product ankyrin repeat domain 34A (gene Ankrd34a). Lineage: Eukaryota; Metazoa; Chordata; Mammalia; Rodentia; Cricetidae. Gene Ontology annotation, molecular function: protein binding. The record is from RefSeq and is a predicted model, not a curated record. The coding region runs from base 1099 to 2586 and encodes 495 amino acids. The transcript has 3 exons.
CAGAUAGGAAGAGACGAGGAGUGAUUCAGGCAGGGCCCUUCAAGCACGGGGAAAUGGAGUAAAGAGGUAUAAUGAGAGCACCCUGUAACAGGCAGGGUUCAGUCACCGCUCUGCCCUUUCCUCUCUCCUGUGGACAUCCCUUGAAAUACGGAGGCGAAGGGAAUCCGAGAGUGCCCCUUGCCUUAAAAAUGCUCCGGGAGAGCCACCGACCGUCCUCAUAUUCCUAAGGGACUCGGGAACUGAGAUCCAAGUGUCCUUGAGGUGUGGGAUAUCCUGCUGUCUGAUUCCGGCUAUACUCUGCCUGACAAACUACGGGAAGAGCUACAUCUCCUGCCUCUCUCUGAUCUGUGCGGACGCCACUGCAGAUCCCAACCGCCUCCCUACACCGCUCUGCACAGUGUGCCAUAUGCCGUGUGUGGCAGUCAGGUCUGGCAUACUGGAGAUCAUGUAGGUCUGCUGAAGCUCAAAGAAGAAUCAGAAUCGGGAUGACGGUUCCUGAAUGGGUCGCGAGAGAGUCCCCUAAGGAGCGCUUAGGUUUGCUGGGGCUGGGGGAGGUGGGUUAAGAAAGGGACGUCAAGAUUGGAGGCACCAGAUGAUUUUUUUUUUUGCUUAUGUGUGUGCGCAUGGGGGUGGGGAGUGGCUUGGUGCCGGACGCCCCCACCCGCAGAGACUGGGCUAUAAAUAGCACAGCAGAGCUCCGCCCCCACCCCCCCUUCUCUCCUCCGGAGCCGGCGCUGUGCCCGGGGCGCACCGGGAGGAGGGACCAGGAUCCAGCGCUGGGGCGCAGAUACUGACACCAAGGGAAUCCGGGUGCCCCCCCACGCCAUGUGGGCCCCCAGGUACCCGGCUCCUCCACCCCGGAGGCCCCCAUGGUCCCGGCCUCAGUCCUGGCCAGGCAAAGAUUAUGCGGACAUUCAGGUCCCAAAUGCAAGCUGCUUCCUCCCCCCCACUCAAUUUUUGGGGAUGUGGCAAUCUAAAAGAGGGAUAGGCUUUACCACCAAGACCUCAGGCCUCUCCCAACCCCCACCCCCACACUCCUAGCCAUCUUCGGCAGGUCCCAUUCCCGGCUCCAUCGGUGCUUUCGCCAGAGCCGCAGCUAUGCUGCACACUGAGGGCCACGCUCUUCUUCGGGCGGUGGGUCAGGGUAAGCUACGCUUGGCCCGUUUGCUUCUGGAGGGAGGAGCCUACGUGAAUGAGGGUGAUGCCCAGGGGGAGACUGCGCUAAUGGCGGCCUGCAGGGCCCGCUACGACGACCCUCAGAACAAGGCGCGCAUGGUACGCUACCUCCUGGAGCAAGGUGCGGACCCCAACAUCGCAGACCGUUUAGGACGCACGGCGCUCAUGCACGCUUGCGCCGGGGGUGGGGGAGCCGCAGUGGCCUCUCUGCUCCUUGCCCACGGCGCAGACCCCUCAGUCCGAGAUCACGCUGGCGCUUCGGCGCUUGUCCACGCCCUGGACCGUGGGGACCGCGAGACCCUUGCCACGCUGCUGGACGCCUGCAAGGCCAAGGGCACGGAGGUCAUCAUCAUAACCACGGAUACCUCGCCCUCGGGCACCAAGAAAACCAGGCAGUAUCUCAAUUCCCCACCGUCCCCGGGGGUAGAGGACCCUGCACCCGCUCCUCCUAGUCCGGGGGUCUGCACGUCGCCUUCGGAAGUCCAACUGCAGACUGCAGGAGGGGGACGGGGCUUGUUAUCCCCUCGCGCCCAGGAAGAAGAGGAGAAAAGAGACAUAUUUGAAUUCCCCCUUCCUAAGCCCCCUGAUGACCCUUCCCCUUCCGAGCCUCUCCCCAAGCCUCCUCGACAUCCUCCAAAACCACUCAAAAGGCUCAACUCGGAGCCCUGGGGCCUUGUGGCUCCUCCUCAACCGGUCCCCCCUGCUGAAGGGAGGCCGGGGAUGGAGCGCCUGGCCGCUGAAUUUAACGGCCUGACCCUGACGGGUAGACCGCGUCUUUCUCGGCGUCACAGCACUGAAGGCCCGGAGGACCCGCCUCCGUGGGCGGAGAAAGUGACUGGCGGGGGUCCUCUCUCGCGCAGAAACACAGCGCCCGAGGCUCAGGAGUCUGGUCUGCCUUCAGGGCUAAGGCAAAAACUGAGCCGCAUGGAGCCGGUGGAGCUCGAUAUCCCUGGACAUUUUUGCCCUGACUCUCCCGAGGCCAGCCGAUUAGCCCUGGAGCGCCGGCGAUACAGCGCCUCUCCGCUGACACUCCCUCCAGCGGGCUCAGUUUCUUCCCCACGCCAGUCCCAAGAAAGUCUGCCCGGUGCUGUCUCCCCGCUCAGCGGACGGAGGCGGAGUCCCGGGCUGCUAGAGCGCAGGGGCUCCGGGACCUUGCUCCUGGACCACAUCUCGCAAACACGACCCGGUUUCUUGCCUCCUCUCAACGUCAGCCCCCACCCUCCCAUCCCCGACAUUCGCCCCCAAGCCGGAGGUCGGGCACCCUCACUGCCUGCCCCUCCUCACUCUGGGGCACCAGGGUCUCCCAGGACCAAGCGCAAGUUGGUGAGACGCCACUCCAUGCAGACUGAGCAGAUUCGCCUGCUAGGGGGUUUCCAGAGUCUGGGCGGGCCAGGGGAACCAGGGCGCUGAGAGAAGCCAGAGGCAUCCAGGAUGGGGAGGGUCAGGACCCUGAUGGCGGGAGAACCAGCUGAUACCUCGGACAUGGGAUCUCUUGCAUGUGCUCACGGCACUGUGCACGCACACAUGGGUAAGCAUGUGUCCACAAGCACAGUACAUUUACUAGCGAGGAUGGAUACAUACUGUGUUUACUGGGCAUAUAGACCCACGCAUUCGAGUCCUGGUCAUUUCACACGCACACGGCAUUACUUGGGUACCCAGAGGCACAGCACACCAACAAACAGAGGACCACUUGUGCUAGGGUCCCAGACUCACUGGCAUUUGUUCAGAAGCAGCAGGGAGCCCCCGCUUACGGCUGCUCUCCUGUAUCUUGCUCUCCUGAAAAAGCAAUCCCUUGCUUUCUGUGUACGCCCUGAGAGGUGGCCUAUCAUACUUUCGCAUACUCUACUUCCUCUCCGUGAAUAUCUCCUGCCAUUCUGCAGGUCUUGCUUCUCCAUGCCUGGCUCCUUGCUCACACCCGGCUUCCAUCCGCUUUUCAGGAUGUCUUCUUCACCUUGCUUAGGGUUCCUGCGGCAGCUCCCAGUCUGGGUUCUGUUGCUUGCCUCUCAUGCUCUCAACUUCCUGCUUUUUAUCCCCACCUUGCACCCCCCCGCACCCACACAACACACACCACUACAAAUCAUCUUGUUUACCCCAGGGGGUGGGUCAUGGGCUCUAAGUUGCUCCUUUGUGUGUGUGAGCUUAUGAACACCCCCUACAGGUAGAAGUGGGGAGUAAGCCCAAGUCAGCCCUCUUACCACUUGACAUGUCAAAUAAACGUGUUCAGAAGUC